GAAACUCUCAGCUCCACUAUAACCACCAGUCCAGGGGCAGCGGACGCCACGCACCCGGGUAUCAGCAGCAAUGGCGCCGUUUCGUGACCCUGAGCCUGGAGACCUGAUUGAAAUUUUCCGCGUUGGCUAUCAGCACUGGGCCAUCUACGUGGGAGAUGGCUACGUGGUCCAUGUGGCCCCCAUGCGGGACACCCCUGGGUCCAGUGGCAGCAGCAUCUCCUCCAUUGGCGAUGGAAGGGCAGUGGUGAAACUGGAGCGCCUGGAGGAUGUGGUGGGGGACUGCCUCUAUAAGGUCAACAACCACUUGGACAGCAAGUACGAGCCGUUGCCGGUGACAGAGAUCAUCCGGGCCGCCAAGGGCAUGGUGGGCCAGGAGCUAAAGUACAGCGUGCAGAGGAAGAACUGCGAGCACUUUGUCACCAAGCUGAGAUAUGGGAAGUCCGAAAGUGAGCAGGUCAAAGGGAAGACAGUAUGUGGAGUCAUUCUGAUGGCAGUUAUUGGAGCCCUAAUCCUACUCUGAUCCGUAACUCUGACAACACGAGGAAUGUCCAGUUCUGAUGAUACAACGCUGUUGCCCCAUAGAGACAGGGUCAAGCAUCUCUGGCCAUCUGGCCUCUGCUUCUCUUACUGCUGGCAGCUGGCUAGUCCUCUGCCACUAAGAAGCAUCAUGGAUCUAUAGAUCCUUCGAAAGAACUAGCACCAUGCUUUUCUAACCCUCAACAAAAAUGAAAUAAAGCCCUACAUAAAUGAUAGUAUUUUAUAAGCAAAGAGGUGUGGGGCUAGAAUGGUAGCACAGCGGGUAGGGAGGCUUGCCUUGUACACAGAUGAUCUGGGUUCAAUCCCCGCACCCCAUGUGGUUCUUUCAGCACCGCCACGAGUGAUCCCUGAGCCCAGAGCCAGAAGGAAUCCCUGAAUACUGUCAAGUGUGGCCUCAAAACAAAAUAAAAGGGCCAGCUUCCAUUUCUCCCUCUGUGUCACUCAAUUUCUUCAUCCUAAUUUGAUGAAGCAUUCGGAAUGGUGCGUAGAUGGCAGACAGAAAAGACAAUAAGAGUCAAAGAGGCAUGUUUUACUUGAAAAGCUAUAGUUAUGAGUAAGAAAA
Molecule: messenger RNA, 1099 nt
Organism: Sorex fumeus (smoky shrew)
Lineage: Eukaryota; Metazoa; Chordata; Mammalia; Eulipotyphla; Soricidae
Product: phospholipase A and acyltransferase 4-like
Exons: 4
Coding region: 71-520 (149 amino acids)
Biological process (GO): N-acylphosphatidylethanolamine metabolic process
Cellular component (GO): cytoplasm
Molecular function (GO): A2-type glycerophospholipase activity; glycerophospholipid phospholipase A1 activity
Source: RefSeq, a predicted model, not a curated record